Messenger RNA from Aureobasidium vineae, 528 nucleotides. NCBI's taxonomy places the organism in Eukaryota, Fungi, Ascomycota, Dothideomycetes, Dothideales, Saccotheciaceae. The record is from the annotation of a GenBank genome assembly.
AUGUCUCGAGGCCAAUUCACCAAGAUCCUCGACUCCGGUAGCGAGAGCAAGACCAACACGGGCCUCCACCUCAACCAUACCGUCUAUGACUUUCGCAGCAGAGGCAUCAUCGUUCCUAUGAGAUUCAGACUUGUGGAGCACGAUCCAGUCUUCACAAAGAUCGCCGACGACCUGGCAGUAUUCCAGGAUGUCAUCUGCCUUUCACCGAACUAUCGUAUCCUGGUUGAAAAGAUCCUCAAGAAUCUCCAUUGCCGCCUCACCAGGAAAUAUCCCAAACGUCCUCAUUGGUACUUUCCAUGGCGUAAGCGCCAGGACCUUGACAUCGGCUUCAGACUCUUCGUCACUUACCAGCUGGGGUCGUCUACCAAGACAUACAACACCAACGAAGUCAACGAGGCCAACUGGCCAGAUCUCAUCACUCUGUUCCGUCGUAGUCAGCCAGGGGAGGCGAUGUUCCGUGUUGACUGGUGGACAAAAGGCGAGCGUAUGGUCGACAGUGUAGAAUGUUGGAAGGACGCUGGCUCCUGA